AUGGCAAACAACAACGUUUACUCUGUUCUGAAGUCGCUGCUUCUGCUUCUUCACCUUGUAUUCUUGAGUAAGCAACAUGUUGACUCUGCCUCAAUCGUCAAAUUCCUUCCUGGUUUUGAAGGCCCUCUUCCCUUUGAGCUCGAAACCGGGUAUAUUGGUGUUGGUGAGGAAGAGGAGGUGCAACUGUUCUACUACUUCAUCAAGUCUGAGAGGAACCCAAAAGAAGACCCUCUUCUUCUCUGGCUAACUGGAGGACCUGGCUGCUCUGCCAUCUCUGGCCUUCUUUAUCAGAAUGGGCCUCUGGCUAUGAAGCUCGAUGUUUACAAUGGAACUCUCCCUUCUUUGGUCUCUACUACAUAUUCUUGGACAAAGACUUCGAGCAUGAUAUUCUUGGACCAGCCCGUUGGAACUGGCUUCUCCUAUUCAAGAACGCAACUUUUUAAUAAACCUAGUGAUACAGGAGAAGCCAAACGGAUCCAUGAGUUUCUUCAAAAGUGGCUAGGCAAGCAUCAAGAGUUUUCCUCCAACCCUUUCUAUGUUGGCGGAGAUUCCUAUUCCGGUCUGGUUGUUCCAGCUACCGUUCAAGAAAUUUCAAAAGGAAAUUGUCAAUGCUGCAAUCGUCCAAUAAAUCUUCAGGGCUAUGUGCUCGGUAACCCGUUAACAGACUGUGUAUAUGAUUGUAACUACCGCGUUCCAUUUGCUCAUAAAAUGGCACUGAUCUCUGAUGAACUCUACGAGUCGUUGAAGAGAACCUGCAGAGGAGAAUAUGUAAAUGUUCAUCCACAUGACACAGAAUGCUUGAAAUUCGUUGAAGAAUUUAACAAGUUAACAAACAGAGUAUGCGAACGACAUAUAUUACAUUCAUGUUGCGAAACUGAAACUCCAAGUUGCUAUUCUUAUAGGUUUAUGCUAACUACCUACUGGGCCAAUGACGAAACCGUACGCAAAGCUCUUCAAAUCAAUAAGGAGAGUAUAGGGGAAUGGACACGAUGUUAUCGCGGUAUUCCUUACAAUCAUGACAUUAAAAGUAGCGUACCUUACCAUAUGAAUAACAGCAUCGAUGGUUAUCGUUCUCUCAUCUACAGUGGUGAUCAUGAUAUCCAAGUACCUUUCCUUGGGACUCAAGCUUGGAUAAGAUCGCUCAACUAUUCUAUCAUUGAUGACUGGAGGCCAUGGAUGAUCAAAGAUCAAAUCGCUGGGUAUAUACGGGUUUUUUUUUUUUUAAAACGGGUUCUCUUAUUCUUUUGUUUUAUGAGAUUCGCUUUGAAGUUUAUUCUUGAUACUUAACUGGCAGAUACACAACGAGUUAUGUCAAUAAAAUGACAUUUGCUACUGUCACAGGAGGUGGGCACACAGCAGAGUUUACACCAAAGGAAACCUUUAUGAUGUUCCAAAGGUGGAUCAAUGGCCAACCUCUGUGAAAGAAGAGAGUGACUUUUACGUACAACGGACAAGAGAUUGUGUGUGAUUCUAGUAACACAUUUUCCAAAUCAAUGCUGCCUCUCGGCCCAAGUUUCUCAUAGAGACAAAUCAAAAUGAUGUGGAUUCAUCAUUUCUAACAUCGACUCUAUGAAACUGCUUUAGCUAUUUCUCGAUAUUUCAGUUGUUUCUUCCAGAUACAAGUGAGGUUCCUUUAAUAAACAAUGGUGAAGGAAAAUCGCAGAUUUUAAAAGUUUUAACGAAUACCAAAGUAGUAAAUCGAAUGUCUAACACGUUAAGCUUGAAAUGAAAUGGGUGCUAUAAAAUAAUUAAGUAAAUCUCUUAAAACCACACGAGUCCAAAACAAUAAUAUUAG
This is a messenger RNA of Arabidopsis thaliana (thale cress), 1795 nucleotides long. It is a transcript of the gene scpl4, whose product is annotated as serine carboxypeptidase-like 4. The record is from RefSeq and is marked reviewed. Bases 1 to 1287 code for a protein of 428 amino acids. Gene Ontology annotation, biological process: secondary metabolic process; proteolysis. Gene Ontology annotation, molecular function: O-sinapoyltransferase activity; serine-type carboxypeptidase activity. The transcript has 12 exons. NCBI's taxonomy places the organism in Eukaryota, Viridiplantae, Streptophyta, Magnoliopsida, Brassicales, Brassicaceae. Gene Ontology annotation, cellular component: extracellular region.